This is a messenger RNA of Aegilops tauschii subsp. strangulata, 713 nucleotides long. RefSeq names its product NAD(P)H-quinone oxidoreductase subunit O, chloroplastic. The record is from RefSeq and is a predicted model, not a curated record. NCBI's taxonomy places the organism in Eukaryota, Viridiplantae, Streptophyta, Magnoliopsida, Poales, Poaceae. Gene Ontology annotation, molecular function: oxidoreductase activity, acting on NAD(P)H, quinone or similar compound as acceptor. Gene Ontology annotation, cellular component: plasma membrane.
AUCCAGCCUCACCACCUAACCGCCGUGGCCGCCUUAUCCGCCGCGCGGGGUGCAGCUUCUCGUGGAUUUUUCCCAGCUAGCUCUAGAGCCACAGCCAUGGAAGCUCUCGCCUCGUCGCCGCGGGCUCUCUUCGCCCGCACUGCCUCUCCGACGACGGCGCUGGCCACGCCAGCAAGAUGGACGCCGUCAUCGAGCAGGCGUGUCAAGGCCGCCGCCGCCGGCGAGCCGGCCGGCGAGGCGAAGCCGGCUGCCGCAGCGGCGCCGCCGGCGCCCAAGAAGAUCCUCAAGAAGAAGCCCGUGUACUCCAUGAAGAAAGGACAGAUCGUGCGAGUCGAGAAAGAGAAGUACCUGAACAGCAUCAAUUACCUGUCAGUGGGGCACCCACCCUUCUACAAGGGGCUGGACUACAUAUACGAGGACCGUGGCGAGGUUUUGGACAUCAGAAUCUUCGAAGAAACCGGAGAGUAUGCUCUGAUCGCGUGGGUAGGGAUUCCAACACCGCCGGCAUGGCUCCCAACUUAUAUGCUCAUCAAGUCGGACAAACUCGACUACGAGAGGAUAUGAUCGCUGGAUGAGCGGUUGCGAGGGAGAACAAUGUCUUGUGCAUAAAUCAAUCUCACUAUGUGGCAAUGUUGUGACAUUGCUCCAUGGAUGCAAAAUGAAGCAUUUGUAAACCGAAGAAACGAUAGUGAAAUAUAUUCAAAGUUCUUGUA